Manihot esculenta (cassava) is the source of this 5028-nucleotide messenger RNA. RefSeq names its product putative disease resistance RPP13-like protein 1. The coding region runs from base 766 to 4308 and encodes 1180 amino acids. Gene Ontology annotation, molecular function: ADP binding. The record is from RefSeq and is a predicted model, not a curated record. Gene Ontology annotation, biological process: defense response to other organism. The transcript is spliced from 4 exons. Lineage: Eukaryota; Viridiplantae; Streptophyta; Magnoliopsida; Malpighiales; Euphorbiaceae.
UGUAAGUGCUGCAGAGAAAUAACUAGUAGUGUUCCACUUCACUGCUGCUUGUUUUAUAUUUAGUAAAUAAACUGCUAAACAGAAUAAACUAAAGAUUCCAGCUUUAUCAAUUUUGAGAAUUUUGCUCAUUUGGGAUUUCAGAAUCCAAAGCGGUCAACGGCAAAUGGUCCUCGUCCCUCAAGUUCUAAGUUUCCCUGCAUAUCUCAAUUGAACACAAUCUCUUCUCCUAGUUACCGGCGACAUUCCGCCGAUGGAUGCCGGCAGUUCUCAAUUCAGAGAAUAGACUUAUGUGCUCGCAUUUUGAUGGUUUUGCACUGGGAAAAUAUGAGAAUCGCUGUGUGAAGUAGUAGUAGAAGAAGAAAGUUGAAUGAAAUUGAAGAGUGAAGAAGCUUCGAUCUCUUGAACAACCGAAGUGUACAAUUUACCAGCUAAUCCAGUUACCAUUGUUCACAAAGGGCGGUUAGAACCUCGCUAGAAUCACCGAGUUAAGCACUAAUUACCCACUAUUUUUCUAAGAUUAUUUCUUCAAUUUCCUGUCACUUGUUUGCUUUUAAUAUUAGAUUUAUGAUUUCAAAUUGAAGAUGGUGGGAAAUUUUACAAGUCAAGUCAACUAUAAAAAUCCAAAGCAUUAAGCAUCAGAAUAAAUGCUAAUCAGAUUUAAUCUCGAUCUUUUCUCCUCUUGUUCUUGUUCUUAUUCUUUGUUUUAUCUUGUCUUCAUUGGUUUUAUCUGUACUCGAACACACAUCUUGCAGGAGGAGUAAAUUCAUGGCUCUGUCGGUUGUGGGAGGAUCAUUUCUCUCUUCUUUCCUUAAUGUUUUGUUCGAUAGGAUGGCCACUCGAGAGUUUGUUGAUUUAAUUAAGGGCAGAAGGGUCACUGAUGCCCAGCUGAAUAAGCUGAAGGCGAAGAUGUUGGCUAUUAACGGAGUGCUGGAGGAUGCAGAGGAGAAGCAAAUUACUAAUUCAGCUGUGAGAGAUUGGCUUGAUCAGCUUAAAGAUGCUUUGUAUGAAGCCGAUGAUUUGUUGGAUGAGAUUGCUUAUAAAGCUUUUCGAUUGAAGAUGGAAGCUGGAUCUCGUACCUUUGGAGAUCAGAUGAGAAACUUUCUCGCUUCUCGCAAUCCAUUUAAAAAGGGGAUGGAAGAAAAGUUAGAUGAGAUCCUUGACAGACUUGAAAAUUUAGUGAAAGAAAAAGUUGCGCUUUGUCUGAGAGAGGGUUCUGGAGAGAAACCAUCUUCAACGAAAGUACCCUCUACUUCUCUUGUUGAUGAAUCUGGAGUUUAUGGUAGGGAUGAUGACAAGGAAGCGAUGAUAAAUUUGCUGUUAUCUGAUGAUGCAAAUGGGAAUGACCUUGGUGUGAUUCCGAUUGUGGGCAUGGGUGGGGUUGGUAAAACAACCCUUGCUCAGCUUGUCUACAAUGACAUUAGAGUGCAAGAAUGGUUUGAUGUCAAAGCAUGGGUCUGUGUUUCAGAAGAAUUUGACGUUUUCAAGAUAACAAGAGAUGUCCUUAUGGAGGUUACUUCAUUGAGUUGUGACAACAAGACUUCAAAUCAGCUUCAACUUGAGCUAAAGGAAAGAUUGAAGGGGAAAAGGUUCUUGCUUGUUUUAGAUGAUGUUUGGAACGAUAAGUAUACUGACUGGGAAAUUUUGCAGAGGCCUUUUAAGCAUGGGGCUCAAGGAAGUAAGAUUGUUAUUACAACACGCAUUGAUGGCGUGGCAUCAAUCAUGCAAACUGUUCCACCCCUCCAUCUAAAGGGAUUAACUGAUAAUGAUUGUUGGUCCUUGUUUGCAAAAAUUGUGUUUGAUGAUGGAAAUUCUAGCACAUAUACAGAUUUGGAGGUAAUUGGCAGAGGAAUAGUGAGUAAGUGCAAAGGUUUACCUUUAGCUGCAAAAGCUCUUGGGGGUCUUUUACGAUCCAAGAGGGAUGUUGAGGAAUGGGAGAAGAUAUCGAAGAGCUGUUUGUGGAAUUCAUCAAAUGAUGAUAUUCUUCCAGCUUUAAGAUUGAGUUACCAUUAUCUUCCAUCACAUCUAAAACGUUGCUUUGCUUACUGUGCUAUAUUUCCUAAAGAUCAUGAAUUUGAGAAGGAGGAAUUAGUCCAUUUAUGGAUGGCAGAGGGCUUCUUAGUUCACUACGCUACAGAUAAAGAGAUGGAAGAAGUUGGUGAUGAGUACUUUAACGAUCUUGUGUCAAGAUCAUUUUUUCAGCGAUCAAGUGGCCAUCAUUCAUACUUCAUUAUGCAUGACCUGAUAAAUGACUUGGCUAAAUAUGUCUCUGGAGAAUUUUGCGUUAGGUUGGAUGGUGAUGAUUCAUGCAAGAUUACUAAAAGGACUCGCCACUUAUCAUAUGUGGGAACAGAAUAUGAUUCGGGUAUGUUAUUUGAUGGCAUCUACGAAGCCCAAUUUUUGCGGACAUUUAUACUUAUGGAGUGGUCAUGCAUUGAUAAUGAGGUAAUGCAUGAUUUAUUGCUGAAAUUCAAGCACCUUCGAGUACUAUCUCUGUCUCAAUAUCGUAGUGUAACUGCAUUGCCUGAGUCAAUAGGCUACUUGAAGCAUUUACGAUAUCUAAAUCUUUCUACAGCAUCAAUAAAAAGGUUGCCUGAGAUAGUGAGUACUUUGUAUAAUUUGCAGACGUUAAUCUUGCAUGAAUGCAUAUACCUUGCUGUGUUGCCUGAUUCAAUUGGAAAUUUGAAGUAUUUACGAUUCUUGGAUCUCUCGGGAACAUUGAUCAGAAGGUUACCUGAAUCUCUGAGUGGCUUGAACAAUUUGCAAACAUUAAUCUUGUGUCGUUGCAAAGGGCUUGUUGAGCUGCCAACCAACAUGGCAGGGCUAAUCAACUUGCGGCGCCUGGAUAUUAGAGGAACAAAAUUGCAAGAAAUGCCACCACUGAUGAGUGAGUUAAAAAAUCUCCAUAUUUUAACUAAUUUUAUUGUAAGAAGACAGGGUGGCGGAUCUAACAUAAAGGAGUUGGGCAGACUUCAGCGUCUUAGAGAAAAACUUUGCAUUUGGAAUCUUGAAAAUAUUGGAGAUGCUGAAGAUGCUUUGGAAGCCAAUUUGAAGGGUAAGAAACACCUUAAGGAGUUGGAGUUGAGAUGGAACAGUGAUACUGAUAAUUCAGCACUUGAAAGAGGUGUGCUUGAGCAAUUACAGCCUCAUGCAAAUGUUGAAUUUCUUGCAAUUGUUGGUUAUGGGGGUGGUGGAUUUCCAGAUUGGGUGGGAGAUUCUUCUUUCUCAAAUAUAGUAUCCUUGAAGCUCAGUGGAUGUAAAUACUGUGUCUCUUUACCACCAGUUGGGCAGUUAGCAUCUCUGAAGGACCUCUCAAUCACAGAAUUUGGUGGAAUUGAGGUUGUUGCUCCUGAAUUCUAUGGAAAUUGCACAUCAAUGGAGAAUCCAUUUAGAUCCCUAAAACUCCUGAAGUUUGAAAGGAUGCCAAAGUGGCAUAAAUGGAUUCCUUACAUGCAUGAAGAUGAAAGAAGAGCCUUCCCUGUCCUCCAAGAGCUUUACAUAAGAGAAUGCCCCGCUCUAACAACAGCCUUGCCGAGUCACCUUCCUUCUUUAACAACACUUGAGAUUGAGGGAUGUCUGCAGCUUGUGGCUUCACUUCCAAGGGCUCCAGCAAUCAUUAAGAUGAAGUUAAAGGAUGACUUUCGUGAUCUGCUAAUAAAGAAAUUGCCUUCAGAGCUGCACAGUCUCAUACUUGACAGAUUCUACUCAUCGGAUUCCAUAUUGGAUCUAAUAGGUAGUUUCUUCAGUACUUUAGAAGAAAUUGAAAUCCGAAACUAUGAUUCUCUCAAGUGCUUCCCACUAGACUUGUUCCCAAGGUUGAAGAGUCUCCGCAUCACUAGAUGUCCCAGUCUUGAAUCCCUUUCUAUGUACAAGACGCCUCAUGAGAAUUUCACAUCUCUCAGUUCCUUGGAGAUCAGGGAGUGUCCUAAUUUAGCAUCUUUUCUCAAAGGAAGAUUACCUGCCCCAAAUUUGGCACGAAUUCUAUUGCUAGGUUUCUCAAAUGUGGAAUCCUUCCCCGAAAAGAUGCUAUUGCCCUCUAGUCUUAUAUCUCUUAAAAUUUGGGAUUUUCACAAUCUGAAAUUUCUGAACUACAAUGGACUUCAACAUCUCACCUAUCUGAGAGACUUGGAGAUCUGUAACUGUCCUAAGCUGCAGUCCCUGCCAGAAGAGGGGCUGCCCUCCUCACUUUCGUCUCUGUCGAUCUUUUUAUGCCCUCUACUGGAACAGAGGUGUCAAAAGGAGCAAGGGGAAGAUUGGGCCAAGAUUUCUCACAUCCCUCAUGUAAAAGUUAAUUUCCACAAGAUCAAUUGACCCAAAAACUAGAAGUGUUACUCCUCUCUUCAUUCACAUGCUGAGAGGCUCUUGAUUCUUUUCUGUCCAUUUGAGGCUGCUGAAUUGAUCUAUACCAAUUCUAUUUGGGUAGUCAAUAAUGAGGAAGGACUGAAAUGUUGGAUGCAGUGGCGGACAAAAGGAUCAAUCUUUGCUGGAGAUACUACUGGAGCUGAAGCUAUAGCUUAAACUUGUUCUGCUCCUGCAAGAUUUGAGGUAGCUGGUCAAUUUUUGCGUAAUGCAAAUUCGUUCUCCAUAUUCAAGUACAUUGGAAAGUGGAGCACUGCAUAUACGAGCUUGAAAGUUCAGUUCCAGAAUAGAGAAUGCAACGAGAAUGCUGUUCAUGGUUCCUUCUGAGAAAGUUGAAAUUGCAUAACCAAAAUUUACAUGGACAUCAGCUGUUUUCCACAGAUGAGAUGACAGAACUUCAGACAACGUUAGCCAAGAUUCUUUCCAUGUUGUCCAAGAGGGGUUCUAGUUCUGUUCGUUGGAACGAGACGCGAGUGAGCUGGAUUCGAAAAUGCUGUCUUUGUUUGUAUUUUGGAUACUACUGAUGAUUGCAAGUCAUGAAUGUGCUUAAGGAUCCAUCGUUUUGUUAGAUGAGGAAUUCGAUGAUUGUAACUUAUGAAUAUUCCUAUUAAAUUUAUAAGAACAAACAAAAUAAAUAAUUGCUAAGCACUUGCAAAGUGCUAUGGUUUCUCA